CGCCAAUGGGCGCCGGCCCCAGCCGCCGGUGGGCGCGGCCGGCUGGAGAGGGAGAACAGGAACCGCGGCAGGCUGGGGCGCGCUGUCGGGGUCGGGUGCCGUGCGCGGCCGGAGCAUGUCUGGCGGCAGGAGGCAAGUGUUCAUAGGAAAAGUAUUGAAGAGGCUCUUUGCUGCUACUCCCUCCACUUCUCAUGUGCCUUUUCCAAGUGGAGAAGAGAUGGUUCCGAAAAAUCUAGCCUCAAAACCAGAGCCAAAGGAUUUUGAGAAUGCUCAGGCUUCAUCAGAAUGUGCCAGUUCCCCAGGUAGAGAAAAUGAGAUCCUGCUUCCAAGAAGGUUAUACACAGUAAGCCUCCCUCCUGAAGGCUAUGUCCCAGAUAUUCAAAGAACUGGGAGUCCCACAAAUGCUGAAAACUCAGAAAGUAGUGAUGAAGUAGCAGAUGAAGGUUCUCAAGGACAACCCAAGAGAAGGCGCAUUCGAAGGAAGAAACAAAGAAAUAUUGUUGGAAAUCCUGAAAAUGUAUGUGGAGGACAAACUGAAUCUGGGAAGCAUGAGACUCUGUUUCAAGAUAAUUUACAGCUGCAGCAGACAGAAGACACAAAAAUAAGCAAAAAUAAAAAGAGGAAAAUGAAAAAGAAACGACAAAAAGAAAAAAUGAGAGCAGCUGGCUUGCUAACAAAAACCACUGCUGUGGAUUUUACAUAUCAGCCUGAGAAGGACAACAGUGAGGAAGCAGACAUUAAAGACAUAUAUGAAAAAGCAGAUGGCAUUUUGGACUUCUUGCGGGCAACACAAGAAAUCUAUUUUGCUGACAAUAAAUCAACAUGCACAGAUUCAACUAUGAGUUCAGCAACCUUCCAAGAUAUUUUACAACAUCUUCAAUCUCACAGCAUGGCUUCCUCAGAUGUGGCACUUCUACAUCAGAUGAAAUCCCUUGUACUUUUGCAGGAUAUUGAGAGACUGAAGAGUGUUUUGGAACAAUUCCAGGAAUAUUCCAUGAUGCUGCCUGAUCACGCCAAGAUACUCUCUUCUCUGUUCCACUACUGGAUUACAGAUAUCCUUCCUGUGAAGAACAGGAAAUAAAGCAUAUGUGUGUGUCCAUCUGUGCAGAGUUAAAAUGUAAUAUACAAACUAUAAGCUGAAUAACAAAUGUUCAGAGAUAGCAGUGUAUAUGUUGAAUAUUCAGCAAGGUAAAUGAGGUAUUUUUUCUAUCAUUGACUUACUCCAAAAGAUAAUGUACAAUAUAAAAGUACUUUGAUUUUGUAUUUGGUUGGUUGAGAACAUCUUACAUAUGGGCAUGUAUUGACCAAAUCAAUUAACAUUAGACCCUGAAUCAGCUGUUGGAUCUAGGCAAACAGAUGCAUCAGUUUGCAAGAUUUAGGACAUACAGGAUGGUUUCUAGGGUGCUCAGUUCCUUUUGAUUCAAGAGUUACAUUAAAUUUAAGUGUUUAUUGAUAAUUCCUUACUAGAAAAUGUGGUUCUUAGCCAUUAUUGAUCAUAGGGUAUCAGAAUGAUUCUAACUAGAAUGAUUCUAACUAGAUCAUAGGGUAUCAGAAUGAUUCUAACUAGAUUCUAACUAGAAUCUAACUAUUUGUAAAGUAGCCCAACACUACCCAUAUAAAAACCUUUUUUGAGUUGCUUUUAAUUUUGCCAAACUUCAAUCAUUUGAGCUAAAAUUUUCCAUCUAAGUGUCUGCUACAGUCUAAGUCUUUUUGAAAACUUCAGCCACAACAGUUCUACUGUUCUCAAGAAAGACAAGAAGGAAACUAGUUAUUUCUUUAAAUUUUAAGAACAUCUUUCUAGCCAUGCUAUUUUAUUAAAAAUUGUAAUAAUUUUAAAUUACAUAUAUAUUUAUAAAUUUAAAAAAAUCUAGUAAUCUUUUCUUUAGAAACCUCUAGUUCCUGCAUGCUCCGUAGCAGGUACUUGAAAUUUGUCAAGGACUGGUGGUAUUUGUGGCAGGUGUGUGUCUCUUGUGAUUAUGAAAAUCUAUUCAAAUUUGGCAAAGUUGUAAACCUUUGAAAAAAAUCAUAGUUUGCACAUGAUCUAUAUAGAUUUCCUAGAGUUUAAUAGCUACCAUCUUCAAAGAUUCCAUCUCCUCACAAUUCCCGUGUGUGACUGGAUUUGUAUGCUCUCUCCAAUCUAGAGCUACAGGGUGAAGUCUGACUUUUCCUGCAAUGGCUACUCUGGACAAGGGUGGAGCUGGGUACCAGAAAUAAGCACAGGAAACUUGUCUUUCUUAAGCCUUUAAUAACCACCAUAUUGGCCCCUAGGCUGGGAGUGUAGAGACAGACUGGGACCCAAGAUAGAGAAGGAGACUAGAACUUACCCCUGCAACUUUCAUUCAGCCUGUUUAUACAUAUGCAUUAGUACCACCUUUUAAUUGCAUGAUCAUACACAAUCUCCGUGGGGUAAUUGUAUCUGUCUAUAACUGUAAAAAUAAGUGGUCCUGUGGCACCUUAGGGUAUGUCUACACUACAGCACUAAUUCAAACUAACUUAAUUCGAAUUAGUUA
This is a messenger RNA of Pelodiscus sinensis (Chinese soft-shelled turtle), 2510 nucleotides long. It is a transcript of the gene ERICH1, whose product is annotated as glutamate rich 1. Lineage: Eukaryota; Metazoa; Chordata; Testudines; Trionychidae. The record is from RefSeq and is a predicted model, not a curated record.